This is a messenger RNA of Naumovozyma castellii, 933 nucleotides long. RefSeq names its product Dpi35p (gene DPI35). The transcript has a single exon. NCBI's taxonomy places the organism in Eukaryota, Fungi, Ascomycota, Saccharomycetes, Saccharomycetales, Saccharomycetaceae. Bases 1 to 933 code for a protein of 310 amino acids. The record is from RefSeq and is a predicted model, not a curated record.
AUGACUUUUCCAAAGAAGAUACCUGUCACCCAAUGGAGCACACAACUUAAGACUCGUUUACCUAAGAUAAUUACAUUUGAUGCUUACAACACCUUAUAUACUACAACAUUGCCUGUGCUUCAACAGUAUUGUAUAGUUGCCCAGAAAUAUGGAAUAACAGCAAAUGUUCAAGAAUUAAGUCAUAAGUUCCCCACUACUUUCAAAGAGUUGAAUGCCACAUAUCCAAAUUAUGGGAAGAAGUCUGGUAUAACUCCCGAGCAAUGGUGGGGAUGUUUGAUAAGGGAGAUAUUCAAGCCUAAUAUGACUCCUGUUGGGAUGAUUGAUGAAAUUCUUCAACGAUUCGAAGGUUUCGAUGCCUAUGUUGUUUAUCCUGAUCUCAUAGAAUUUCUGAAGAUGGUCAAAGCUGAACACCCUGAAAUCAUAUUGGCAGUUAUAAGCAACACCGACACAAUAGCUUAUAAGUUGAUGCAAAAUGUUGGACUUCUCAAAUUCUUCAAAAACUACGUGUAUCUAUCUUAUGAAGUGAACGCUAAGAAACCUAAUCAGGAGAUGUUUGAUUAUGUUCUCGAUGAUAUUGUGAAAAGAAAUCCUAACUUACUUAAUGAAGGAUCCAUUAUGGAUUUGAAAAGAAGUUGCUGGCAUGUUGGUGAUGAACUCCAUAAUGACAUGAUUGGAGCAUAUGAUUCUGGCUGGAAUGGUGUCUUGCUUGAUAGAAUAAAUAAGUCUGGAUAUCUUUCGAUGUCGUUUGCCAAUAUAAUAAAAGAUGAAGAGGCUUUAACUAGAGACAAAUUUGAAACCAAUUCAGUAGUAGCUUGGAAAAUGAGUAUGAAUCAAUCAGAUACUACUCAAGUUAAUGAUCGAGAAUAUGUUGUGCCAAAUUUUAUUGUCUUAGAAAAGGUACUUUUCAAGGAACGAAAGAACGAAACCCAAUGA